AUCAGCAACAGUGAGCAGCAGAUCGCAGUAAACAAUUUCCAUCAUUUGGAGUCUUCACUUUCACAUCUUCAGCUCUACGAUGGUGCUGCUCAGGCUGUGUGUGCUGGCGGUGGUGUUUUACACUCAGGUUUACACCACUGAAGCUGCUCCCAGUGAGGACAGGGAUGCGUGGUCCAUGGAGAACUGGCAGGACGAGCCACAGGACAGCGGUCUGUCCCUGCGCUUCACUGACCUGCUGAAACGCUCCAAAUCCCAGCAGUUCCACGGGUUAAUGGGACGCAGCUCAGGAACCUCUCAACCUCAACGACACGGUAGGAAAAGAAACAAAGGAGAGAUGUUUGUUGGACUGAUGGGAAGGAGAUCAUCCAAUGGAGAUUAUCAAGAAUAACUGGAGAAAUCGCUGUACUGACUAUGCAAAUAACACAACAGAUGACCCAAAAAACAUCAUUCAAUAUUGUUUAGCCUUAUACCAGUCCAAGAAAAAACAAGACCAUCUGCACUAACUCUCUCUCUCUCUCACUCACACACACACUCAGACACACACACACAAAUCAUCAGUUUUAUUAAAUAUUAUCUUUUUAUUAUGAGUCGUGUCUGACUCAUAAAAGGUGCUUUUAAAUCAGUUCCAUUAAAAACACUUUUACAUGCUUUAUAAAACAGCAGACGAGCUAUUUGAGAUUAAAUUGUUUAGAUUGUGACAUCCAGAAUGCACCACAAUUAUUCAAAUGAACCUGUUUGUUUUGAUCAACAUGUUGAAUGGAUAUUAAUGGAAUUAUGCAAAUUGAACUCUGUUGAAUUAUUA
This is a messenger RNA of Astyanax mexicanus (Mexican tetra), 802 nucleotides long. RefSeq names its product tachykinin precursor 4 (gene tac4). NCBI's taxonomy places the organism in Eukaryota, Metazoa, Chordata, Actinopteri, Characiformes, Acestrorhamphidae. The coding region runs from base 80 to 388 and encodes 102 amino acids. The record is from RefSeq and is a predicted model, not a curated record. The transcript has 5 exons.